CCGUUGUACUGAUAUCAGUCGGAAAACGAUCGCGCUACCAGCAACAACACGCCACGACAACGCGCGCACGACACAACAAUCGCAUUAAUAUGCAAUAAGUUAACUUUAUAAAAAACAACAACUUCCAAACUGGCCAGAAAGGCAAGCGCGCGUACGCUUAGUAUAGCAGACAUAUAAGGCUGCCGAUCAGCGACAAUAAGUGCAAGAGGACGAACUCUUGUAGAAGGCAAAACCACAACUAAACAACCUUUUUCGGUAGUGAAUUUAAUUGUGACAAUUAAGACGCGUGUGCGUGUGUGUUUUUGUGAGUGCGCGAUUUUAACGCAUAUAAAAAGAUGGCGGAUUCCACCACUUCAAUACCAACAUCCAAAGAGAAGUCAAAUUCAGUAUUUACGCUGAAUGAUUUCAAUUCACGCACCCAGCUAACCGAAAAGGCACAGCUUGGCGAUGAGUAUAACCCAGCGGAUCAUCGUGACCAAGUCAAUGGUCAAACGACAGGUGGCGCGUUAGCGCAUUUGUUGAAGAGUUCAUUAGGCACCGGUAUUCUGGCCAUGCCAAUGGCCUUCUACAAUGGCGGUUUGCUGUUCGGCAUGAUUGCCACGUUGGUGGUCGGCUUCCUUUGUACGCAUUGUGUGCAAAUAUUGGUUAAAACAUCGCAAGAUAUUUGCAAAGAAAUCAGAGUACCUGCCUUGUCAUAUGCUGAGACAGCCGAGAAGGUUUUCGAAAACGGACCAAAACGUUUGCGGUCAUGGUCGAAUUUUGCGAAGCAAUUCGUUGAUGGCGGUCUGAUGGGCACAUACUUCGCCGCCGCUUGCGUUUACAUGGUGUUCAUUGCCACAUCAUUUCACGACGUGAUCAACUAUGACACCGGUCUUAAAUGGGAUGUGCGCAUUUAUAUUGCGAUUAUUGUAAUACCCUGCCUAUUAAUUGGACAAAUAAGGAAUUUAAAAUGGCUUGUACCAUUUUCAGCUAUGGCCAACAUAUUCAUUGUGGUCACAUUCGUCAUUGUGUUAUACUAUUUAUUCAGCGAACCUUUGGUGUUCGAAGACAAACCGCUGAUAGCGAAAGCCUCACAGCUACCGCUCUACUUUGCGACUGUCAUCUUCGCCAUGGAGGGUAUUGGCGUAGUUAUGCCCGUCGAGAAUACCAUGAAGAACCCACAAAGAUUUCUUGGCUGCCCCGGUGUGCUCAAUACAGCUAUGAUUGUGGUAGUGUCAUUGUAUGCGGUAAUCGGUUUCUUAGGUUAUGCACGUUAUGGCAGCGAUGUGCUUGGUAGCAUUACUUUGAACCUGAAGGAAGGUGUACCUUUGGCUGACACGGCGAAAUUGCUGAUGGCCGUUGCCAUACUUUUCACUUAUGGACUGCAGUUCUACAUACCCAACGAAAUUCUCUGGAAAAAAAUUAGUCACAAAUUUAACGAACAACAUCACAAUAGAACCCAAAUACUUUUACGUACCGGUAUUAUAUUGAUUAGUGGUGGCGUUGCUGCGGCUAUACCCAAUCUAGAACCAUUCAUCAGUUUGGUGGGCGCCAUCUUCUUCUCACUGUUGGGCAUUUUUGCGCCCAGCGUGUGUGAGACGGUUUACUUGUGGCCCGAUCGUUUGGGCUGGUGCAAAUGGAAGCUGUACAAGAACAUUUUUUUGGCUGCCUUUUCGAUAUGCGCUCUGAUUGCUGGCUCAACAGCAAGUAUACAUGAAAUCAUCAAAAUGUACACGGAAUAAGUUUUAAGACUAUACCUAGUGCUUAGUAUAAGUUUGAAAGUGUUUAGUUUUACGUGUAUAU
Molecule: messenger RNA, 1782 nt
Organism: Bactrocera dorsalis (oriental fruit fly)
Lineage: Eukaryota; Metazoa; Arthropoda; Insecta; Diptera; Tephritidae
Product: proton-coupled amino acid transporter-like protein CG1139
Exons: 7
Coding region: 336-1721 (461 amino acids)
Biological process (GO): amino acid transmembrane transport
Cellular component (GO): vacuolar membrane
Molecular function (GO): amino acid transmembrane transporter activity
Source: RefSeq, a predicted model, not a curated record